AUGGACUUUUUGAAUAAAGUUGGGGAUAACAGCAGGCCGAACGGCUUUCCUCUGCUUUUCGGUAUUCUGUCAAGUUUACAUUAUUUAUUGAAGCGAAUUUUUUUUGGUAUGAAUAACUUAACUUUCAGGCAAAUCUGUUGA
Molecule: messenger RNA, 141 nt
Organism: Haemonchus placei
Lineage: Eukaryota; Metazoa; Nematoda; Chromadorea; Rhabditida; Trichostrongylidae
Source: the annotation of a GenBank genome assembly